Messenger RNA from Onthophagus taurus, 984 nucleotides. It is a transcript of the gene BCAS2, whose product is annotated as BCAS2 pre-mRNA processing factor. Gene Ontology annotation, cellular component: catalytic step 2 spliceosome; Prp19 complex; precatalytic spliceosome. Gene Ontology annotation, biological process: mRNA processing. The record is from RefSeq and is a predicted model, not a curated record. Lineage: Eukaryota; Metazoa; Arthropoda; Insecta; Coleoptera; Scarabaeidae.
AGUAAACAUAACCUCACUUUUUCAUUAGCUGUCAUAUUUGACAAGACAAUUUUUAAAUUAAAAUUGGGAAUUAAUGAAUUAAAAUAAUGGCUGGUGAGGUUGUUGUCGAUGCUUUACCUUAUAUAGACCAAGGAUAUGAUGAACCCGGUGUUAGAGAAGCCGCUUCUGCAAUGGUUGAAGAAGAAUGUCGUAGAUUUAGACCGACAAAAAACUACUUAGAACAUUUACCUCCAUUAAAUGUAACCUCUUUCGAAACUCCAAUGAUGCAUACCGAGUUUGAGCGUUUGCAAAAUCGUUUACCGAUGGAUACAAUGUCAAUGAAACGUUAUGAACUUCCGCCUCCGCCAAGCGGAAAAUUAAAUGAAGAAAAAGCUUGGUUCGAAUGCGUCGAAAACUCCCAAGCUCAAUUGGAACACCAAGCUGUAAGAAUAUUAAAUCUACAAUUAAUGUUGGAGUAUUGUUGCCCCGCUUGGCAAAGAUAUCUUCAAACGUUAUCUGAUUGCGAAAAAAUCGCAAUGAAAAAAAUUGCAGUUUUAAGACAAGCUUUGCAAGAAGUUAAUUGGCAGCGAAAAUCGUUACAAACCAAAGGUGGGGAACAAUUAAAGAGUUUAGAAGCGAAAUGGGUUGCUUUAGUUUCACACAAUUAUGAAAUUGAACAAGCUUGUUGUCUCGCAGAGGAGUAUAUUUUAAAUAUGGGUAAUCAAUUGAAGACGUAUAAACAACAAAGAGAAGAAUAUCUAAGGCAGCAGCAGCAACAACAACAACAACAGGUUGUUGCUCAACAAGAAAUAGAAGAUGUGGAAGAAAAAAGUGAUGAAACUAAGAAAGAUGAAAAUGAAACUGAAAUUGAAGAAGCUGAAGAUCAUUCUCAAGAACAAGUUGAAAAUAUUACUACAAAUCAGGACGACGAAGAUUAAUUAUAAUGUAAUUAAUAAAUAAAUAAUUUUUUUGUGAUUUUUUUUUAUUAAAUUAAAAAAAUAUCAA